AUGCGAGCGAGACAAUCCGAGAUAGCAGCUAUAGGCGACCUAACCAACACCCUGAAAGAAAGAGACAGACUUAAAACUAAAUUGGAAGAGAGUAGAAUGAAAGUUAUAGAUUUAGAGAUAGAGCUUAACGAAUCUUCGCUUAUACUAUCCGAAAUCCUCAAAAUAUCAGACAGCCAAGAGCUGAAUUGCAUAAAGAAAAGUAAAAGUUUUUUCGAACUUCAAAAGAGUGGUAAGGUAGUGGAUAGGCUUGAUAAAUGCAGAUUUAGCAGAAGUUACAACGAUUUGAUCAAUUUACAUAAAGACAACAACAUACUUGUACAGUCAAAUGUUUGCAAAUUGACAAGAAAAAUAGCGAACCUCACUAAGGAGAUAGAAGUAAAGAAUGAUAAAAUCAUAGAACAGCAAAGAUGUAUAUCUAUUUUAGAAGACGCCUUGAGAGAGAAUAAUAACAUAGCAGAGUUUGAACAAUUACUAGCUGUAGUCAGAAGUAAAGAUGAGAGGAUAAGUGAAUUAGAGCAAGUUUUGAACAAAAACCCCAACGCAAUAACUCCAGUUUACAAUGAUAAAAGAAUACUGGAAUUAGAAGAAGCUCUAAAGGAAUCGUUUUUGAUAGCAGCUGAGAGAGAGAAAGUUUUUUACGAAGAGGAACAGAAGAGAAUUGACACAUUACAAAAGAUGAAGAAAAUGCAGCAACGCAUACUUUCACUGCAGAAUGCAUCGGUAAUGAACUGCAAAACAUGUUCAGCAGUGUUGAAACGACUGAAGCAACUCGAGGAGUCCCUUCAGAAUUGUCAGGCGAAGAGGAGCAUGGUACUGCGGCAUCUUUCGCAUGUAAUACACGACCUACUCGAAGGAGCGAUCAGUGAAAAAGACUCACAGAUAGCAGAGCUGGAAGUGAAAGGAGUCCUAGAUGAGAACGAGACGAAGACAUGCGAUGAGCUCAAGAGUGAAAAGGAUAAACUGCUCAAUAGACUUAAGGUUGAGAAUGAACAAAUAGUGGAGUUCGAACGCGGUUCCAGCGAGCCGGUCGCGCGCCGCGGCUCCGAGCCCGAGCUGACGCUGGCCGACGAGCUGCUCGCCGUCUGCGACGAUGAUGUAAUUGUCUGGGAAGAGGACAUCCCGGCAACCGUUCUGUGACGUCACAAAGCUAAGUCUAAUCGUAACUUUGUUGUGGCCUCAUCAUCACCUCACACCACCCGCUACCUUACCAUUGCUUAUCACUAGCCUUUAUCACCAAUUCAAUUUAAGAAAAAAAAAACUCCCGCUUGCAAUCUCUAGUUUACGCAUCGAGGCUGUAUAGUUCAAGACCUUUGCCUGUAAUAAAGAGGAGAUAUUACUUUUAAUAAAAAACAACCACCAAUUCGCGUUCAAAAACCGCCGUACGACCAAAGACAAUUUUUUUUCUUUUAUUAUUGUUAAAUGUUCCUAAAUAUAAAUUUUCUUUUUCAAUUUCCUUUAUUUUUUCUUAAUACUUAGUUUUCGUAAUAGUAAAGGUCUCAAAGACGUAAACACACAGAUUCGAUUGAUAUGGAACCAAGUUUAAUAAUAUUUUAUAAUUUAUAGAUAUCCAAUUGUUAAAUUAUAAUAAAAAAUGUAUACCUAUAUAGAGCAAUAAUUUAAUCUUCUAGAAAAAGUAUGUACACUCAGUGUCUAUUUUUAUCCUAAUAAAAAAGUAAUUAAAUGAACAUUUUUUACGGCUUCCUAAUUAUUAUUAUUAUUUAAAAUUACCUCCUAAUCUUGUUAUAUUGUUUUAGAAUAAAUAUUAAUUAUUAAGUUAUUGUUUUAUUGGGUGACUGGGUGUAACCUAUACCCAUUGUCCUUUCCAAAUGAUAAUAGUUAUUGUUAUUUACUUAAAAUAUAUAGUUAUUACUCAAUAAUAUAGAUGCGUACCAAAGAGUCAGACCUAGCGCAGGCAACCGAUUGUAAUCUAUCUAUAAAAAAAUAAAACGACAUUUUUAACACAAACACUUUAUAAAAUUAGUAAUUACAUUAUUAAAUGUAUUAUAAUAUUUCAGUUACGAGUACAUUAACAAAUCCGCUGUAUAUCCGUUAUAUCUACAUACCUCAUGCCAAAAGUAAUGGUCAAGUUAUUAGAGUAUGCAAAAUCAGAACGCGGUCAUCAAAUAAAUCGGUGAUUGAAUAAAAUCGGCUAUUGAAGAAAAUCGGUGAUUGAAUAAAAUCGAUGAUUGAUAAUCGGUGGUCUGCGUUAACUUACACGUUUAUGUUAAAGCAAUUUUUCAAGGCUUAGCUAGUAUGUUUAGUGAAACACAAUUUUGUUUACAAUAUGGAACUGCAAAUAAUUAAAAAUACUCAAGUAGUUUUUUGUAAUACUUUUACAUAUCAAGCACAAAUUAUGGCCUCCGAAGCGAACAGUUGGCAUAUCAUUACUUUAUAAAUGGCAUAGACGUAUAGAAUGAAACCAAAUUUGCCGUAUUAAGACUUGGACUCUGGAAUUUUCAUUAAAACCUGUAACUCAACUUCAAACCGCGGGAAAAUAGAAUUGCUGAACUUUUUAGGCUGCGUAAAUUGUCAUAAAAACAUUUCUUCUGAAACGUCUUUGAACAAAUGUGCCGAAUAAUUUAACUUUUAAAAUGGGUCACAGUCCACUACAUACAGUAGACCAGUAUCCAAGUUCUUAGUUGUAAUUUAAUCAGACAUUAAGGCCACAUUUGCACUAAUGAAUACUUAUUCGGAUUAUAUUGACUCAAUUCGAUAGUGUGCACUUUAUGGGGAAAUAUGGCAGGCGGGAAAAAGUCGCAGAUUUAUUUUAAAUAUUUUUCGCCGUUUCAGGGACGCUGAUAAUUCUGGUUAUACAGGAUAUACCACAGUUCAAUUGCCUAUAUUUAGAUAAGGCCUUACUGUAAAAUAUCAAUUUUGGCAAUAAUAAUAAUUACUAAUAUUGGCCUAAUAGACGAAAUUAGCCCAAGAAAAUUUCUGAAAAAAAGAUACAAAAUUUUCAUUUAUCGUUCUAAACUCUAAAGCUUGUCAGUAGCUACUAAACAAAAAACCGACUGGAAAAAACAGAAGAAGAAAAACUAAUUAUGCUGAACUAUUUUGUCCAUUACUAACCCGUUAUCCCUGUCAAACUUGUACGGCCUACAUUUUAUAUGUCUAUGAGAUUAGUACGCUAUCGUAUAGAAACAACGCCUUUACACUCGACAAAAGCACUGCCUUAUAAAAUAAGGAAAUUGAUUUUGUUUAAAUGUGAGAUGUGAUUUUGAUAGCUGAACGUCCGCUCAUUGUUAAACACGUUGAAUGAAAGUUGUUGAAAACUUUUGUGAAUUCGCGGGAAUAAAUAGCCACUUUCCGUUUCGGCAGCUGAAUACCGUAUUUUAUAUCGAAUAUGUAUCUUGAGCUUUUAUAUAUGUCUUUACAACUGCAUCGCGUUUGUGAUGCGAUGAUCGGCGUGUAAGAAAUCCAAUUUGUGAAUAUUAUUUACUCCUAAGUAUUUGACACGGAAUAGUUAAUACGAACAGUGGUUACAAUUCAUACGAAAAUGUCAAUGUGCAUAGUAUUAUUUUAUUAAGUUUUAAGAAUAAAAAACAGUGGUAUUUCUAUUCAUGCCAGUUUAUUCGUAACUGUUAUUAAAUUCAUGCCUUAACCAUUAAGCUUAACAAAUCAAGAUAAUAGUGAGAAAAUUUUAAAAAUAAAUUGUAAUAAUUCUUCUACAUUGACUAGAAAUCGUAUAAAGUUGACCUACUGUUAGUAUCUAAACUGUGGUAAUAAGUUUAGCCUAGUCAAAUUAAAUCCUUAAUAAAAUGUUAUUAUAAUAUCAUAUUUUUAUUAUUGCUGUUUUAGGCAAAAGCUUUAAAUAACGCCAUUUUCCCAAUUUCAUAAAUUGGAUUUUAUUGGAGCCGAAUUAUAAUAAUAACAUCGAAAGAUCUCAAUUUAUGCUAUUUUACUAUUACAAGGACCAUGGCCACUUUCUCAAUAAUAAUAGUUAGUAUAUGUGUAAAGCUAUGAAAAUAUUACAUAAAAACUGAUUACGUAAAGCUUAUAAUUAAUCUUUUGAAAUAUCUAAAUUUCCGUUCUGAAACGAUCAUUAGAAAGUCUUUUUUUGUAACAGUGGGUUAUCAGUUUUCGGGUCCAAAAUGGCCAUCGUCCUUCUUAGCCGUUAAGCUGUCAAUUCUUCAACAAUUAUGCUGGAAAACUAAAUAAACAGUUUAAAAUAAUAAAUGGAGUUGGCAAACUGGCUUUUUAUACUUGAUACAUGUCGCUGAAACUUAGUAGGUAUAUUGUAUUAAUGGUAGGUUGGGCAUAGACAAGCUGCAAGGCUCCGUUGAAAUCGGAAUUUCGAAUGUGUUCGAAUUUUAAAUUUAAAAAAAUCCGUUGUCAACUCAGCGUUGCAGCUUAAUUUUUUGUAUUGAAUCAAGUGUGUAGAAAAUUGUAUGAUCACAAUAAUAAUGGUAUUAAAAUGAUAUUAGUUACUUGUUAUUAUUAUUAUAAUGGUAUUAAGCCGUGGGUCGCUGUUUCACACGUUGUAUUGACCGAAACUAUGCUGAAAAUAUAAGGUACAUGUUCUUUGAAAAUAUAAUAUCUUCAUAUAAU
Bicyclus anynana (squinting bush brown) is the source of this 4548-nucleotide messenger RNA. Its product is annotated as ELKS/Rab6-interacting/CAST family member 1-like. The coding region runs from base 1 to 1137 and encodes 378 amino acids. The record is from RefSeq and is a predicted model, not a curated record. NCBI's taxonomy places the organism in Eukaryota, Metazoa, Arthropoda, Insecta, Lepidoptera, Nymphalidae. The transcript is spliced from 5 exons.